AUAACACUCAUCAUGGUACGCCUUUCGUCACCCAGCGAUAGGAAGUCAAUGUCGAACAUCCGAAUGCGGUCCACUGUGUCGAAAGCGCUCAAGUCAUGUCAGAUGCCAUCUACACGUUCGGCCUUCAGGGACGUUGCUGACAGCAAGACUGCAGUGAUUAGUACAGACAGACUGCGCGUAAUGGCCCGCAAUAGACUUGUUUCACCCUCCCAGAGGAUUCGGAAUCGGCAUAAAUGCACUUGCGAACCUUACUACCAGUCUCCUACUCGAUCAGAAGAACCCCCCGGCUACACUGAAUAUCGCGAAGAAGACGAAUUUACCGACGUGGAAGACGCCAUUCAGGGACACCAGAAUCAGGAAGACGAAGAUGGUUCCUCGGACUCUGAAUGGGACGAGCAUGCGACUCUGAUUGCUCUCUUAGACGACGGGGAGGAGGCUCCUGAAUUUGCUGAUGGCGUAGCUAUCAUUGAUCGACUAUCACCAACAUUCCUCGCUCAUCGCCGAGAAGCAACAGAACAGUUCAGGGAGACUCUCGUUCCGGUGGUCACUCGAGUAGGAGAGGCUCACAAAUCCCUUUCGCACGACAACAAUCCCACUUUACUCCGUGGAGUCGCCCUAUUUGACAAAAGCUCGAGAGCCCUCGAAGAUGCUGCAAGGCGUGAACAUGAUCAAGUGGUUCGGGUGUUUGCUAGGGUGAAAGAAAUUAUUGAAAAUCUAUCUCUUCAGCUCCAAGAUGUAUGCGCUGAAAGUGACAAGCUCCUCGAUAGUUAUGAAAAGGCUAUCAGCGAACAUGUCCAACGACUUGGAGGUUAUUCGAAAUCAGUGCCCGGGGACGUCGAGAAACUCAUAUGCAGACUUGACCAGACAACGAAGUCUGUCGCAGCCGAGGAUCGUGCAAAAGCCAAGGAGAAGCUUCUGCGAGGCAUCUUGGACAGAUACUGAGUACAUUUUACCUUCUAUUGCACGUCAUGUACCUUGCCCGGACUUCCGUCAUGUCACUUUACUGAUUCUGUUCUCCAUACAGCGUGUUCUUGCCAGUGAAUUCAUCACGGAAUUUUCGUAUUGUUUGUAUGACUUACGCUGUUAUUUGAAUGCCAAUCCUUCAGGCUGUUCUCCUACUGUUACUGGUUAUAGUUCAGACUUUGACUGAAU
Messenger RNA from Suillus subalutaceus, 1152 nucleotides. RefSeq lists its product as uncharacterized. The transcript has 4 exons. NCBI's taxonomy places the organism in Eukaryota, Fungi, Basidiomycota, Agaricomycetes, Boletales, Suillaceae. The record is from RefSeq and is a predicted model, not a curated record. Bases 13 to 942 code for a protein of 309 amino acids.